Effrenium voratum is the source of this 1056-nucleotide messenger RNA. Lineage: Eukaryota; Dinophyceae; Suessiales; Symbiodiniaceae. The record is from the annotation of a GenBank genome assembly.
GGGGAUUUUGGACCAAAAAGCGGCCGAACCACGAACUUUGCCGCUGGAUGGUGGAGGGCCGUCCUGCGCUGGAGCCUUUGGUGGCGCAGCUGCCGGAGCUUCUGCCCAGCUUCGGCCUGCCAGGCACGGACUUCACCUGGAAGGAGCUGCCCUCAUUUGAUGAUCGCAAUCUCCUGGUGAGCGUGGAGGGCCGGAAGUAUGUCCUCAAGGCGCACAACACUUUGCUGCCUUCCGGGUCGCACGGAAGGCUACAAGCCCAGGACCGCUUGAUCCAGCACCUACAAAAGCAGGCCCUGCCGGUGCCGGACGUCCUCGAGAACCUCGGCGCUCCGAGCCACGUCCGGGUGCUGAGCUACCUGGAGGGGGAGGUCCUGAAGACUGAGGCCCCGAAGAGCCUUCCCUUCCUCCAAAGUGUGGGGAAGUGGGUGGCGAAGGUGGCGACGAGUCUCCAGACUUACGAAGACGAGGCAAUGAAUUGGACCUGGGACUGGGACAUGAAGCGCUUGCCCGAGGUCGUGAGGACCAAGCUGAGCUUUAUGAGCGAUCAGCGUCGUUUGCUGGCCGCCCGCCUCUGCGAGGAAUACGCAGCGCAUCUGACGCCGGAGGUUGUAGCGCAGCUGCCGCAUUCGGUGCUGCACGCAGACCUCAAUGACACAAACCUUCUCUUUGCGGGGGAGGAAAUUGUUGGCAUCAUAGACUUCGGGGAUUCCAUCUACAGCUGCCGCAUCUUUGAGCCGGCCAUUACAGCAGGAUACUUCUCCCUGGGCCAGGCCAAUCCCUUGCAAGUGCUGCGGGAGGUCCUGCGAGGAUACCUGCAGCAGGUCCCAUGGGACCUCAGCAACGAGGAAGUGAUGGCGUACUUCCACGCAGCGCGCGGGCGCGUGUUGUUGUCGGUAGCCUUCGCAGCUGAGAACAGCUUCCUCGAGCCAGACAACGAGUAUUUGGCGCACACGGCCGAGCCAGGCUGGCGAGUCCUCGAAGCUUUGGAGGACACGGAGAAGGCGCUGCCAGAACUACUAGAUGUGGCAUCUGCGGUUCGGAGUGAAAGGUGAAACA